UCGAAAUAAGCUGUUUCCGAAGAAACAGAUAACCAAUCAGUGAAAAGAUUGCAGAAGCGGCAAAGCGUGCUCCAAUUAGAGGCAAGGAUGACCUGCUUGCGGAUUGUGUUGUCGCUUACAAUAAAUCAGGAGGAGUUGUAAAUUGCAAAACCUUCACAUACAGAGCAUAGUGCACUGUGAGGAGUAGAAAUGGGGCGUUGUUUUUCUUUGGUAAUUUUUGGAUUUAAUAAAAUAGCAACGAGAUAGAGGAUUCUGAGAGAUAAGCAAGGCGGGCCGCGGGCCGUCGGUGCCACCAUGCCGGAGUCCAGCGACGCCAGUGUGGUGAAGAUCGCCGUGCAGAUGGACGGCAAGCAGCCGAUCCUCACCGAGUUCGACCUGCGACUGCCGCUGCACAAACACGUCCUCGACCUGGCCAACAGCUGGGGCCUCGCAGACUCCACGCAGUACGCCCUCAAGUUCACCGACAAUGCAGAGCGCUACAUCACCGAGAAGAACAAACUGGAAGUGCGCAACGGUUCGGUGCUGUACAUGGACGUCUCGCCGGCGCGGGCCUCGGCCGCCAUCGUGCAGCAGCUGGGCCGCCAGUCGCCCGACAUUCUGGCCGCCGAGGGCCUGGAGACCCUGUGCCGCCUGAGCACCGACCCGACGUUCGCCGCCGAGUUCGUCUGCGAGCAAGGCCUGCAGCUGCUGGUCGCCGGCAUCGAGCACGGCCGCUUCGUGGACGCGGCGCUGGCCAACGCGCUCACCAGCUUCCUGGAGCUGAUGGAGCACGGCAUAGUGCUCUGGGACAGUGUUGAGCCGAGCCUGGUGUCGCGCGUGGCCUCCGAGGUGAACCGGCUGGCGGCCGAGCACGCGCCCAGCCGCGCCGCCGACCGCACCAGCCGCAUCAGCGAGCGCUGCAGUCAGAUCGACCUGCAGACGCCGCCCAACCGACUCAGCGUACACAGCCAGAAGACGCUGCGCGCCGCCCUCGCCAUCCUCGAGAGCGUCAUCGUCAACGUGCCCGAGCGGCACGAGCUGAUCGGAGACGAGAUCGAGAUGUCGCGGCUGGUGACGCACCUGCAGCGCUCGGACGCCACCGUCCAGCAGAACGCGCUGGCGCUCAUCAACGCGUUGUUCGCGCGCGCCGACGGGGAGCGCAAGGGAGAGUACACGACCAUGCUCAACUCCAAGGGCUUCCGUAACGUCAUCCAGACGUAUGUGAUCAACCUGAAGGGCGGCAACGAUCUGGGCGAGGAGCUCGCGCACCAGCUGUACGUGCUGCAGACGCUGAACCUCAACCUGCUGGAGACGCGGAUGCGCACCCCGGUGCGGCCCGAGGACUCGGACGUGCUAGAUAAGAUCAAAGAACUGCGCAAGCUGGCAUUAGACGACGAGACCAAGGGCUCAACCAACCGCAAGCCGGGAAGUUUCGCCAAGGACUACCAGCAGCUCGGCUUCCAGGACGGCAUCAACCCGGCCAACGACUUUGGCGCCACGCCGCCGGGGGUGCUGGCGCUGGACUGCAUGCUGUACCUGGCGCGCUGGCAGCGCGAGCUCUACACGCGCCUGGUGCUGGAGAACUCAUGCGGCUCCGACCACGAGUGUCCGUUCGGGCGCACCUCGAUCCGCCUGGCGGCGCUUCUGUGCGACAUCCUGAAGGUCGGAGUGCCGCCCUCCGACGAGGGAAACACCUUCUAUCCCAUGUUCUUCACGCAGGACAGGCCUUUUGAGGAGUUCUUCUGCAUCUGCAUCAAUCUGCUGAACAAAACGUGGAAGGAGAUGCGCGCCACGGCGGAAGACUUUGACAAGGUGAUGUCGGUGGUGCGGGAGCAGAUCACGCGCGCGCUGCACGGCGGACAGAAGCUGGCCGACGGCGGCGGCGGCAAGCACGAGCCGCAGUCGCGUCCGGACCCGCCGGCCACGCUGGAGGCGUUCCGGAACCGGCUGAACACCUACCUGACGUACUCUCAGAUCAACGCCAUCUGGCAGCAGGAGCAGAACACAAAGGAGGAGUGGGAGAGCCAGGCGCGGCCGAUCGUGGAGCUGCGCGAACAGAUAACGCCCGAGAUGCUGGAGCUGAUCCAGAAGCAGCGCCUCAUCUACAUGGUGGAGGGCACGCGCUUCACAAAGUACACGGCGCGCGGACAGCGUGUGAAGGAUAAGUUCUGGAUGGUGCGUCUGUCGCCGAACCACAAGGUGCUCCACUACGGCGACUGCAGCGAGUUGGCCACCCCGACGCUGGACGAGCUCACCAACAAGCUGGCCGUGCACGAGGUGCGCGCGCUGGUCACCGGACGCGACUGCCCGCACAUGAAGGACAGCAAGGGUAAGAAGUCGACCUUCCAGCUGGCGUUCUCGCUGCUGUACGAGUCGCCAGAGGGCGGCUCGCUGGACUUUGUCGCUCCCGAUGGAAAGACGUUCGACUACUGGACAGACGGCAUCAACGCCCUGCUCGGCAAGAAGAUGAGUUCGGAGGAGGCGCGCCGCGACCUGGACAUGCUGCUGGCCAUGGAGAUAAAGCUGCGGCUGCUGGACACGGACGGCCUGGAGAUCCCUCAGGAGCCGCCGCCGAUCCCGCCCGACCCGCCCAACUACGACUUCUGCUGCGACUGAGCGGCGCCGCACCCGUCUCCCGGUCAGUCCUGGUCCGACCGCGCCGCCUCCUACCCUCCCCCGACCGGCGGCCCCUCUCCCCCCCCCCGACCCAGUCCAGUCCGCCGGCUCCCCUCUGUCUCAGUCCGACCCCCCGGCGUCCCGUGGCGACAACCGCAGUCUUCCUAGGAGCACGUGCGAAUCGGAAUGUGAGCUCGAGAGAAGGGGGUUCGUGGAAAAUGAGUUACCACGCGCCUCUCUUUUUGGGUGAGCCUUGCGAGGAAGCUGUCAUUUAAGUUGUCCUGUGCUGGCAUUGCACAGGUGACACCUCACUUUAGUGGAAUUCAUUGAUAUAGCGCAACAAUGCCGCAUGAAUUAGCGUGAAUGGUAUACGUGUUUGCUUCCUCGAGUUGUCAGAUUUAGUUGUCACUAGCUCAGCCUUAACAGUCUACAACUGCUGGAGCUUAGGUUGCAAAUACCAUGCUUCGUUGAGCUUGCCAAAAAUAAGAUCUCACUAUCUGUGGAUUGAUGAAUAGGCGUGCCAUUGUGCAGCCCCCACCGGCAUGUUGUGCUACAGUCAAGCUCAUUGGUUUGUUCAUUUGUCAGUAAUGUUGAUUCGACGGUACAUUACCAUUAUUUGGAGCGCGAAAUGCAGAUGUGCACCACGAGAUAAUGCUGAACCACGUUCGGGACCAACUCUGAAUCCUAUCCACGGUUGCAAUAAUAAUUCAUGUUAGUCAUUUGUAGUACAUUUCGGAAGCUUAACUUCAUGGAGUCGUUUAACUAUAUUUUGAUGUUGAAUUCAAACCAUUUUCCAAUGGCUUUGACCGCUCAGUGCUAGUCGGAUUCUGAGACAUCAAGUGAAAAAAUUAUUUGCGUGAGUGUGCCGCGACUUCGUUCCCAUAAUUAGUUGAUAGUCUGAAAACUAUUAUAAAAUUGCAUAUUUAUCAUGCGCGAGGCGUGCUUUGCUUUUACGUAUAAGUGCUUUGCCCUUUUUAGCUUGCAUGAAUUCUAAGUGGAAUACUGAAACACCCAAGAGAUUGCAAAAUGGAAGCCUGGCGCUAUAUUUGAUCCGUCAUGGGGUCAUUCGCACUGAGGUCAAACUGAGCUUAUUUUUAUAAGCCUUUAGCAUGCUCUUUAGAUGCGUACAGGCUUAGUCACGUUCUUAGCUUGCGUCGACUGUUAAGUGGUUAUCAUUUUCUGUUUGCGAAUUAGAGCGUUGUUGAAAGUGUCCCGUGAUUUCUAAGUCAACUCGUAUCCAAACUAAGACAUCCCAUCCUCGAAAGUGGCAUGAACUGGUUGCGUGAUGUGGGGACUGAAGCAUCCCUGUGCUUCAUCAGUCCUGAUCAUUUUAUACGAUGGUUUGCGAAGAGAUGCGGUCUUGAUACACUGUACGUACAUAUGCGUAUAAAUAUAUUUUAAGUUUUAUCAA
Molecule: messenger RNA, 4006 nt
Organism: Amphibalanus amphitrite
Lineage: Eukaryota; Metazoa; Arthropoda; Thecostraca; Balanomorpha; Balanidae
Product: engulfment and cell motility protein 1-like
Exons: 6
Coding region: 295-2595 (766 amino acids)
Biological process (GO): actin filament organization; cell motility
Cellular component (GO): plasma membrane
Source: RefSeq, a predicted model, not a curated record